Cyprinodon tularosa is the source of this 3222-nucleotide messenger RNA. RefSeq names its product GRIP1 associated protein 1 (gene gripap1). Gene Ontology annotation, cellular component: glutamatergic synapse; extrinsic component of postsynaptic early endosome membrane; postsynaptic recycling endosome. Lineage: Eukaryota; Metazoa; Chordata; Actinopteri; Cyprinodontiformes; Cyprinodontidae. Gene Ontology annotation, biological process: regulation of recycling endosome localization within postsynapse; neurotransmitter receptor transport, endosome to postsynaptic membrane; regulation of neurotransmitter receptor transport, endosome to postsynaptic membrane. The transcript is spliced from 29 exons. Bases 107 to 2833 code for a protein of 908 amino acids. The record is from RefSeq and is a predicted model, not a curated record.
UGGGAAUCUGUGUCAGAGUGAGACCUCUGCUGUUCGUGCCCAUCUCCGCCGCUGCCUGCCUCCCUGUUAGCCGCAUUAGCCUGCUAGCUGGCGGCGCUCCGGCACCAUGGCCAUGUCGCAGGCUCUGUCUGAGGAGGAGUUCCACCGGAUGCAGGCCCAGCUGUUGGAGCUGCGGACCCAGAACUACCAGCUGUCCGACGACCUCAGGAAGAACUCUGCAGAGCUGAACGCCGUUCGACUGAAGCUCGGCGUUCAGGAGAGAGAUCUGCUCAAAGCUCAGAAGGCUUUGAGUAAAAGCAAAAAAGCUCAGGAGGUGGACGCGCUGCUGAGUGAGAAUGAGAUGCUGCAGGGGAAGCUGCACAGCCAGGAGGAGGACUUCCGGCUGCAGAACAGCACCUUGAUGGCGGAGCUCUCCAAGCUGUGCACGCAGAUCGAGCAGCUGGAGCAGGAGAACCGGAGCAUGAAGGAAGGCGGAGGAGCCGCUGCUUCCGACCCGCCUGCUAAAUCCGCCUCCUGCCCUGCGGACGGAGAGCUGCUCCGCCUCCAGGCAGAGAACGCCGCCCUGCAGAAGAAACUUAAAGCUGUUCAGGAGAACUUCGACAGGGAGCUGCAGAGGCAGGCUGUCUCCCACGGCAACCAGAGAGCUACCACGGAGACGGAGGGGUCGGCUGACACCAACGGAGUCUCUGAUGUCUCUGCUGGCAGCGAAGAGGCGGCAGCAGAAGGAACCAAUCAGAGGGAGGGACAGGCGGGGCUCCAACAGGCGGAGGAACGUCUCCAUGCGCCCCCUUCAGGCCGGUCAGAGAAGAGCAUAGAGAAGAUUGUAGCUAAGCAGGCAGCUGUAGGCUGGUCGGCUGCCUUCUGUCCAAUAACUCACUGCUUUGGACCAGAACUGGAGAUGGCCCUGAACACGGAGCAGGAGGAGAAGAGGCUGCUGAGGGAGCAGGUGCACAGCCUGGAGGCCUCCAAACAGGCUGAGAUCUCCAAACUACAGGAGGAGAUCACCAAGCUGCUGGACAAGUUAAAGAAGAAGCAGGAGAGUUUUCAGCGUCUUCAGACGGAGAAGGAGGUUCUUUACAACGACAGCAGGACAAAGAUCGACGAGAUCAACCAGAGGAAGGAAGAAGACCUGAAGGCUGUGAACGUCCGCCUGCAGAAGCUGCAGUCGGACCUGGCAGCAGCCAAUCAGGCGACAGCGGAGCUGAGAGAGCAGCUGCAGAACAAAGACAAGGAGCAUGAAGUGGUUCUGCAGACCCUGAAGGAACAGGCGGCCAGUCAGGAGCAGGUGGACAACGUUCUGCAGGAGAACGACGCUCUGAGGACGAACCUGGCCGCUCUGGAACAGAUCCAGACGGCGAAGACGGUGGAGAUGAACCUGCUGAGGGAGCAGCAGGAGGCGCUGACGGCCGAGCUGCAGCAGAACCGAUCAGAACAGGAGGUCCUGCUGGCCCAAAGAGACGACCUGAACUCUCAGCUGCAGGAGUCGAGCUUCGCCAACAGGAAGCUGCUGGAGCAGCUGACAGAGGAAGGGCAGGAGAAGGAGCGGCUGCUACGGGAGCUGGACGAGGCCAAAAAGACGGCGGAGAAGAGGAAGACCAUGCUGGACGAGAUGGCCACACAGAUUCACCAGGUGAAGUCCGACCACAAGGAGGCGCUGUCCGACCUCAAACUGCAGCAUGAGAAGGAGGUUCUGGGUGUCCGGGCUCGCUAUGAGAAGGAGCUGCGAGUUCUGCACGAGGAGAAGAGCCGCUCUGAGGAGGAGAUCCGACAGCAGCUCAGGGAGGAGAAGGCCCGAGCGAAGGAGCUGGAGGGUCUGCAGCCGCAGGUGGAGGAGCUGCAGGCUCAGGUUCAGGCCAUGGAGGGAACCAAGGGAUGGUUCGAAAGGCGCCUGAAGGAGGCUGAGGAGAGCCUGGAGAAGAACGCAGCCCAGCAUCAGGAGGACCUGCAGAGGCUGCAGGAAGAGCACACACAUCAGCUGGAGGAGAAGCGAGCAGAGAUGGAGGGAUGGAAGCAGAAGCUGGAGGCGGCGGAGAAGGAGAGGGACGAACAUGUGAAAACCAUCGAGAAACUCAAACAGGAGAUAAAGGAUACUGUGGACGGCCAGCGGAUCCUGGAGAAGAAGGGCAGCUCAGCGCUGAAGGACCUGAAGCGGCAGCUGCAGCUGGAGAGGAAGCGGGCCGACAAGCUGCAGGAGAGACUGCAGGAGAUCCUGACCAACAGUAAAACCAGGACAGGUCUGGAGGAGCUGGUUCUCUCUGAGAUCAACAGUCCCAGUCGGACUCAGCAGACCGGAGACUCCUCCUCCGUCUCCUCCUUCUCCUACAAGGACAUGAUGAAGGAGGCUCAGCCGACCAAUCAGAACAGGUCCGGAGGAGGCAGCCCGCAGUCCCAGCGUCCCGCCGAGCUCUCGGACGACGAGGUCGGCGAGCUGUUCCAGCGGCUCGCCGAGGUCCAGCAGGAGAAGUGGAUGCUGGAGGAGAAGGUGAAGCACCUGGAGGUGAGCUGCUCAUCGAUGGCCGAGGACAUCUGCAGGAAGAGCGCCAUCAUCGAGACCUACGUGAUGGACAGCCGCAGAGACGUGUCGGGCAGCGCGGUCGGAGGUCACGGAGGCUCUCAGGGAGACAGAGGAGGUCUCGGCUCGGUCCUCAGAGAUCUGGUGAAACCAGGAGACGAGAACCUGAGAGAGAUGAACAAGAAGCUGCAGAACAUGUUGGAGGAGCAGCUGACCAAGAACAUGCACCUCCAGAAGGAUCUGGAGCUCCUGUCCCAGGAAUUAGUCCGGCUCAGUAAAGAGGGCGGCCCAGGCGGGAGCAGUGCAGCCGGUUCUGGAUGAGACUAAAACCUGGAUCCAUCUGCUUGCUUCUUUCUUUCUCACUCACUGCAUUCGCAACCUGCCGUGGCCUCCGUCUACUGCCUGGAGCUGCUAUAGGCUCCUGGCUGGGACUAAGUGCUGGAUUCAUUCUCAUCUGUCGGUUCAGAAGGUUGAAGCACCAGAAGGUUCCAAAGAUGGAGAAGAAGAACCGAACGAGAACCGGGGACACGAGCAGCUCGUCUCAUUUCAUCUGUUGAAUGUUCUGUAAUUAGACUGCACCACUCAUCUCUCUGGGUCCUGGCUAUGACCUGGAAAACUGGAAUGACAACUGACUGCUUCUUCCUCGACUGACCUCAUCGCUUCCUGUGUGCAUUGUUAACUCUGGGACCUGACUAUGUACUGGAAUCAUA